Impatiens glandulifera is the source of this 1342-nucleotide messenger RNA. RefSeq names its product fructose-bisphosphate aldolase, cytoplasmic isozyme-like. Lineage: Eukaryota; Viridiplantae; Streptophyta; Magnoliopsida; Ericales; Balsaminaceae. The coding region runs from base 103 to 1185 and encodes 360 amino acids. Gene Ontology annotation, biological process: fructose 1,6-bisphosphate metabolic process; glycolytic process. The transcript is spliced from 3 exons. Gene Ontology annotation, molecular function: fructose-bisphosphate aldolase activity. The record is from RefSeq and is a predicted model, not a curated record. Gene Ontology annotation, cellular component: cytosol.
UAAAACCCUAACCAUUCACGGUUCAUCUCACUCAUCUAUUCCUCUGCUCUCUCUGUUUCGCAUUUCCAUCGUCUCUAACCUUUUCUCGCCGGAAAACUAGCCAUGUCUUGCUACAAAGGGAAGUAUUACGAUGAACUUAUUGCCAAUGCUGCUUAUAUUGCCACUCCUGGAAAAGGUAUCCUUGCCGCCGAUGAAUCAACGGGAACAAUCGGGAAGAGGUUAACGAGUAUCAAUGUAGAGAAUAUCGAAUCCAACAGAAGAACCUUCCGUGAACUCCUUUUCACCACACCUGGUGCUCUUCAAUAUCUCAGCGGAAUCAUCCUCUUCGAAGAAACCCUUUACCAGAAAACCGCCGCGGGGAAGUUAUUUGUGGAUGUAAUGAAAGAAAACGGCGUACUCCCUGGUAUCAAAGUCGAUAAAGGAACCAUUGAAUUAGCAGGAACCAAUGGAGAAACCACAACCCAAGGUCUCGACGGUCUAGCCCAGCGCUGCCAGCAAUACUACACCGCCGGUGCUAGGUUUGCAAAAUGGCGAGCAGUUCUCAACAUCGGUCCAAACGAGCCAUCUCAAUUAUCCAUAAACGAAAACGCAAACGGUUUAGCUCGUUACGCCAUAAUCUGUCAAGAAAACGGUUUAGUCCCAAUAGUUGAACCUGAAAUCCUAGUCGAUGGUUCUCACAGCAUCGAAAAAUGCGCGGAAGUAACCGAACGAGUUCUCGCUGCCUGUUACAAGUCACUUAAUGAUCAUAAGGUUUGUUUAGAAGGUACCCUGUUGAAACCUAAUAUGGUAACACCUGGGUCUGACGCCACUAAGGUUUCGCCGAAGGUGGUUGCGGAGUAUACUGUUCGGACUUUGCAGAGGACAAUGCCCACAGCUGUUCCGGCUGUUGUGUUUUUGUCGGGUGGGCAGAGUGAAGAAGAGGCUACAUUGAAUUUGAAUGCUAUGAAUAUGAUUAAGGGGAAGAAACCGUGGGGUCUUUCGUUUUCGUUUGGAAGGGCUCUUCAACAGAGUACUUUGAAGGCUUGGGGAGGGAAGAAUGAGAAUGUUGGGAGAGCUCAGGCGGUGUUCUUGGCGAGGUGUAAGGCGAAUUCGGAGGCGACGGUGGGGAAGUAUGAAGGUGGUGGUUGUGGUGAUCUGAAUCAGGGUGCGAAUGAGAGUCUUCAUGUUAAGGGUUAUAAGUAUUGAUGAGUUCAUUAAAUUUCUUUUGUUAUUUUUAAUGUUAUGUCUUUUACUUACUUAAUUUGGGUUGGGUAAUAUAAAACACUCUGGCAGCUGAAUAAGUGUUGGUUGGUUUAAUAUUUUAAUGUGAAACUUUUUUUAAUUUCCUGGCAUAUUAUUUCUU